AGACCCUGAUCUGCAGGAAGUAAAAGUCGUAACAAGGUUUCCGGCGGUGAACCUGCGGAAGGAUCAUUACGAUGAACAGACCGUCUGCAUGAGAGCGGACAGAGUUCAGAUUGAAGUGGUGUAUUGGAAGCUCAUUUUGCAAGUGACUUUUUUUUCGUCCCGACGACCAACAACAGACGGAUUGGAAGCUCAUUCUGCGCAUGCGUUAAAUGCGUUAAAAAAACAAAACUAGUUAAACCUGAAAUUGAAUUAACUGAGUUAACGCGUUAUUUUUCACAGCACUAAUAUAUACAAAUAUAUAUAUAAUAUAUAUAUAUAUUUGUAUAUAUUCAUUUUUAGUUUAUUUAUAUAUAUAUAAAUAAAUAUACUUGUCUGUAUGUGUAUAUAUAUAAUUAUAUAUAUAUAUUUUGUUGUUGAUUUAUAUAUAUAUAUAUCAAACCUCGUUUUGUUGUUUUAUUUGACACGUCUCUAGACCAUCAACAACUCUUCAGACAAAAUCAGGGUGAGAGACCUGCAGAUUGUGUCCAGGGAGGCCAUGAGCCGCAUGAAGGAGGGCGAGGAGAACAAAACCAAGUCGUACACGGCGCUCGUCUGGACCCAGAAACCCAUCCGGAGCGAAGACAUCGCCUUUAUCGACGACAUCAAGGACCUGACUCUGGACCAGAAGACCCCCCUGAGGGUUCUGCACCGGCGGGCGCUGGCGGUCCGUCAGCGGGUCGUCCACCACAUGACCGCUCGCUACCUGGACCCCCAUCACUUCCACCUGGAGCUGAAGACGCAGGCCGGCACCUACAUCAAAGAGUUCAUCCACGGAGACUUCGGCCGCACCAAACCCAACAUGAGCGUUCUGCUGAAGAUGGACACGGACAUCCUGGAGCUGGAUGUGGAGUCCGUGGAUGUGGACUGGCCUCCGUCGAUACCGGAGUGAACCUCCGUCCUGUUUGCUGAGCAUCCAGGACCGGAUCCUGCGUGGGGGAACCGGAGGGUCCAGGAUCAGGGUCCAGACCAGACGUCCUGCUGGCUGCGGGGUCCGGUAGAGUCUCCGGUCGAAACUUCAUCUUCAAAAAUGUAGCGAAGAGACAAAUGACGCUCUGAUUCAGUUAUAAGGGGUUAUCUCUGUACGGUGGCCUUCGUGGGACAUUUCAGACUCAACAGCUUCAUUUGAGAUUUCAGAGCCUGUAAACCAACCUGAUGUUUUUUUUUGUGAUGGGUCGUUCCUUUAAAAGGUCUCUGUCACCAUGGUGACGAUGAGGUUCAGGUGACAUGAUUGAAAUGUCUGAAGUACGAUCGCUGAUGUCAGUCAGCUGUGAGCACGCUGGUCUAAAUAUGAAGGCUUGAUUUCUCCAGAUGCUUUAAUCUGUUAUUUUAAGAUUACUUUUGUUAUAGUUUUAAAUGUGUGUGGAGACCUCAGUAAAGUGAAGCGGUUCUCUUCUGGAACUCAAGCUUUAUGUUUUUUUUUUUAUAUAGCUAAAUUUACCUGAAAUGCAUAACCCUACGAGAAGCUCUGCUGUUCAUCGAAUCUUUUUAAUUUGUUCUUUGGACCAAGAUUUCCUAAUUUGAAAUAUUUUUAUUUCUCAUGCCUGUUCAAGAUUAUUUCUUAUGAGGUAAAGUUCGACAACAUUUAACAAAACUUCUUUUGUUCACUUGUAAAAAAGGUAAAUUCCUUUAUAUUUAGGUAUUAAAAACAAUCUUUUUGAUGUCAAAGCUCAGAUAUCUUGUUGAAUAAAAAUGUAUUUCUGUUCCACUGGAUACAACAAACAUGACUUUGUUUUUAAUGAAGGAGACCCGACAGCAGAAACCCUGAAAUGUAUUUCUUUUAAUUUAAUUCAAAAUAAAUACUACCACGGCAAUGCAAGUCCACUACUGGGUUCUUGCCCUAAUGUUUUGGUAAGAAAACAAACAAGCAAACGAUCAAAGAAAAGAAGAAAAAACAGUUCAGUUAAUGCAUCCAUCUUCAUCAUCAUCAUCAUCCUUCAGCAACUUUCAAGAGGUGCCUUUUUUAACGACAUACAAGGUAACACUGCCUAGAAUGACCAACAUAAAUAAAACAAAUACUGGUACAAAAGGCGGAGGGGGGGGGGCACAAGGAGCAAAGGAUCAUGGGGGAUUGGAGCAACCUGAUGAAACCAGCACUGCAAAAAAACAACUUUAAAAAGUCCUCCAUGGUCCCACUUGAGUGUAUUUUUUCUUCUUGAAGACGGUGAAACAUAAUUGACGCCAGUUACAGUCAUGUCCUCUCAUUGGAGGAGACCAUGGGGGGGGCGGGGCUAGGUUGUCUCCAUGGAAACAUCCUCCUUGGACGAGACGGUGAAUCGACCAGAGGAAAUAAAAAAUAAAAAAGGGUCCAGUCUUCGACAGUCGUACUUUUUUUUCCCUCCUUUUUUAAAUGUUUUUUAUUUAUUUGUGUCCAUAUAUACUUAAAUGCAGUUUUUGAGUCGUUUGUUUUUUUCGGUCACUAUAUUCUCAGUCAAGUACAGUCACACAAGAACAACAAAAAAAUAAAGAUGUUUAUGUCUGUGAAGAUGCCUCAAAAUGACCCAAACUAAAGAAAAGGCAUUGCAUAUUUACAUCAAGAAGUUUGGGGCGACUCGACCUCACAGCGAGGAGUGUCUCACGUGAUCUGUCACAUGACCAGUGACGUUUUGACACCCUCAGUUCAGGUUUAAAAACGCGCGUGUACGUGUGU
Messenger RNA from Pseudoliparis swirei, 2686 nucleotides. Its product is annotated as tRNA pseudouridine synthase Pus10-like. Gene Ontology annotation, molecular function: RNA binding; pseudouridine synthase activity. The record is from RefSeq and is a predicted model, not a curated record. Bases 536 to 928 code for a protein of 130 amino acids. The transcript is spliced from 5 exons. NCBI's taxonomy places the organism in Eukaryota, Metazoa, Chordata, Actinopteri, Perciformes, Liparidae. Gene Ontology annotation, biological process: tRNA pseudouridine synthesis.